Molecule: messenger RNA, 2258 nt
Organism: Parasteatoda tepidariorum (common house spider)
Lineage: Eukaryota; Metazoa; Arthropoda; Arachnida; Araneae; Theridiidae
Biological process (GO): regulation of transcription by RNA polymerase II
Molecular function (GO): RNA polymerase II cis-regulatory region sequence-specific DNA binding; DNA-binding transcription factor activity
Source: RefSeq, a predicted model, not a curated record
UUUUUAACCCAGAUGGCGCAUUCAAUUUUUAAAAUUCCAGAAAACGCAGAUGUUUGAUGUAAUAUAAAUGAUACAAAAAUAGGCAGUCAGAAACGUUAAACUAUUUUAAUCAAAACAGAACUUCGAAAGAUAAAAUCAUAAUAAAUGUAUAAAAUUAAUAAAAAACUAAAUUGCAGUGUAUGUGUAACUCACGCGAUUAAUGAAACCGAUACACCUUCUUGGUUGUGUCUUAUUUAUGCAGUAUGUGUGCAAAAUCUUACACUGAUGAGUGCAAUUUAAAUGAACACAAUAUUUUCCAACCUAGAAAAAGACCUUAUUCUUGCCGUGUGUGUGAAAAAUCUUUCACACAUAAAGGAAGUUUAGAUCAGCACUGUUUUAUUCAUACUGGAGAAAAACCUUAUUCAUGCAGUGUGUGUGAUAAAACUUUCUCAAGGAAAUGUCACUUGAAUGAACACUCUCUUGUUCAUACUGGCGAGAAACCUUAUUCAUGUAGUGUGUGUGAUAAAAAAUUCUCACAGCAAGCUAAUUUAAUGAAACAUUCACUUGUUCAUUCUGGAGAGAAGCCUUAUUCAUGCAGUUCGUGUGAUAAAACAUUCUCUCAGAAAGAUAAUUUAAAUAAACAUUUUCUUGUUCAUACUGGAGAAAAGUCUUAUUCAUGCAGUUUAUGUGAUAAAAAAUUCACUCAUAAAUAUAAUUUAAAGAAGCAAUCAUAUAUUCUUUCUGGAGAGAAACCUUAUUCAUGCAGUGUGUGUAACAAAACAUUCAAACAAAAAUCUAAUUUAAAUAAACAUUCGCUUGUUCAUACAGGAGAGAAGCCAUAUGCAUGCAGUGUGUGUGACAAAACAUUCUCACAGAAAGUUCAUCUAAAUAAGCACUUUUUUGUUCAUUCUGAAAAAAAACCUUAUUCAUGCAGUGUGUGUGAUAAAACAUUCUCACAGAAAGGUCACUUAAAUGAACACUGUCUUGUUCAUUCUGGAGAGAAACCUUAUUCAUGCAGUGUGUGUGAUAAAACAUUCUCACAGAAAGCUUACUUAAAUAAGCAUUUUAUAAUUCACACUGGUGUUAAACCUUAUUCGUGCAAUGUGUGUGAAAAAUCUUUUACACAUGAAGCUAAUUUAAAUCAACAUUAUCUUAUACAUAGUGGAGAGAAAUCUUAUUUAUGCAAUUUCUCUAAUAAAUCAUUUAGACAUAAAGCGCAUUUAAAUCAACACUGUUUGGUACAUGGUAUAGAAAAGCCUUAUUCCUGUAAUCUAUGUGAUAAAAAAUUCUCACAGAAAGCAAAUUUAAAAAAACACUCUUUUGGACAUAUUGGAAAGUAUCCUUAUUAAUACAGUUUGCGAGAUAAAAUUUUGCAUAUUUUUUUUUUUUAUUUCCAAUGGCAGGCCAAUUUGAAAGAACAAAAGGGAUAAAAUAACAAGAAAAACAAGGCAAAAAUAGAUAAAUAGAAUUGAAUGCUUAGUGACAUGCUUAGCCCGUACGGGCCCUAGCUUCCCAGUAGCGUCCACACACAGUAGUAGAGAUGAGCGCAGGACAGACGGAAAUAUAGGGCAAGUCCAUGUCCUCCCCAAGGCGACAGAGCUUGCAUUUAGGAGAGUCAAAAAUGUUUAUGCUAAAAAGGUGUUUGGCCAGACAGUCAUGGCCCGUUACAAGUCUAAAGAGAGCGACUGCCGUAAACCUGGGCUGAUUUGGGAUAGUUAAAAUAUGGUUGAACCAGGUUUUGUGUAUAUUGCUUGUACGGAAAUUCUCUGAGAGCAUGUUCGGAAUUGGUUUCGGACCAGCGAUUUAAAUGAGUGCAGAGAGAUAGAGCAACGAGAUGCUUGGGCAAUAGUUGUUCCUUUCUUGGCCAAGAAAUCAGCUUUUUCAUUACCCCAAAUCCCGCAAUGUCCCGGGAUCCAUUGGAGGACGAUUUGCUUGCCUUUCAGUGUCAGGUCUUUCAGACAAUCAAUGCAUUUCUGAAUGGAGAUGAAUUGGGGAAUCAGUGGAGAGUUAGUAUCAAGAGCUGCUUUAGAGUCAGAUAAGAUGACGGCGCUAGAAAAUUGGUCAGUACGACACUGUAAUUGUUUUAGGGCAAUUAGAAUAGCCUCAACUUCACCGUCGUAGGCAGAUUCAUAGCAGCCAACAGAAGCGUAGGCAGAGAACAGCAUUUUGUUCAUAACACUGAGGAAGAAUUUUAUAUAUGCAAUGUUCUACACAUGAAGAUAAUUCUAAUGCAUAUUGUGUUUUUCAUAUUGCAAAAAAACUAAUAUGCAGUGUAUGAG